AUGGCACAGCAAACUGGCCCGUCGGGCGAAUACCGCAAGCACCUCCCGGAUCUCAAUGUGCCGCGCUUCCAAACGAUGAAGCAGCAAGAUGCACACGAGUAUGCUCAUGAAUUCAAAACCAAGCACAACCCACCAUGGCUCCAUGCCUUAUACAUGUACUGGCGUUCGCUGCUCGCCGAGCCAUUCAAGGGUGUCACUAGCGAUGACCUCUUCAAAUACGAAGACGAAGGCGUCGAUAUUGACAGCAUCGUCAACGCCGUCCAAUCCCUCCUCUCCCAAGUGACCGACGAGCAAAAACAAGUCCUCAGCUACCACAUCGACAGCCCAGAAUGGCGAACAUGGUCCAACCCCGAAUUCCUUCUCGCGCACAAAGGUCUCCGCCUCGACGAACAAACAGAACAGGUCCGAAGCUCUAUCCUCGCAGUCCUGAAAGCCACUAUGUCACCCGAGGGCUACGAAAAAGCAAUCUCAGCCAUGCGCAUCAAUGGCUUCCUGGGCGAACUCGUCCAAGGCACAAAAGUCAUGAAUGAAUUCAGUUACAACUUCGUCCUCUUCGGCGAGCCUUCAUCUACAGAACCUUGGGGCUGGUCCUUCUACGGCCAUCACCUCUGUCUAAACAUCUUCCUUUUCAAGCGUCAAAUCGUCAUUUCUCCCUGGUUCACAGGCGCCGAGCCCAACGAGAUCGACUCUGGCCCCUACAAGGGCACCCGAAUCCUGACUCGCGAGGAGGAACUCGGCCUCCAACUCAUGCAAUCACUCUCCCCAGACCUGCAGCAAAAGACUCAAAUCUAUAAGUUGAUGAAAGACCCCGCAAUGCCAGAGGGUCGCUGGAACAGAGACGACCAACGCCAUCUUUGCGGCGCAUACCGUGAUAACCGUAUCGUGCCCUACGAAGGCAUUACCCUCAGAGACAUGACCUCCGACCAACAAACGCUCGUCUCAAACAUCAUCGAAGAAUACUUCCUCUACCUGCCCACCUCCUCCCGAGCAAAGAAACUCGCACACGCCAUGUCCUUUGCAGACGAAACUUACUUCAGCUGGAUUGGUGGCUUUGGCGCUGAAGACCCGUUCUACUAUCGCAUUCAAUCGCCAGUGGUGAUUAUAGAAUUCGAUCACCAUUCAGGAGUGUUCUUGAAUAAUGAGCAGCCGGCUAAGUUCCAUAUCCAUACGCUUUUGCGGACGCCUAAUGCCGGUGAUUAUGGUGUUGCGUUGAGAAAGUGUAUUCCGGCUAAAGAGCAGUUCUUCACUUGGGAGCCCGAGGAUGCGAGUAAGGGACCUGGUAACCAUGCCAGUCGUUUGGAUUAG
Molecule: messenger RNA, 1305 nt
Organism: Aureobasidium vineae
Lineage: Eukaryota; Fungi; Ascomycota; Dothideomycetes; Dothideales; Saccotheciaceae
Source: the annotation of a GenBank genome assembly